AGGGGUCCAUAAAGAAAUAUAGGUAGAGUAACACGCAAACCAAGACGAAGUCUUCUCUUUUGCGAUCCACUGAUCUACCAAUAUCAGUGCUAAUCAAUCCACAUCUCUGCAUACGUAAUUCUCGUGCUUCGCAGGCGUGCAAGUUUCCCUCAAAAUGUUAUUGAAUUACUUUGCUUUCUUUCCAGCACAUCAUUUUCAGACGUUCUAUAAAACGGAUACCAUUUUCAGGUAAUCAUUUGUUUUUUCUGCCAUAAUUUCGGCCCCUUUUUCUGUUUUCUAUAUUUCGUUUGGGUCUCUUUGGUUUAAGUCCAAGAGAGAAGAAAAGAGAAGUAAGCAAGACUGAGGGGAGGGAGCUCUGCCUCUACUACGCUCUCAGAUCCAUACCCCACGCGGAAAUCAAAACCCUAGCGUCCGGUUCGCGCCGCCGCUUGCUGCUGCGAGGGCGUCGAGGAGAUGAGGGGUGUCAGGGGGGUUGGCGGCGGCGCCUCGUCCUCGUCUUCCACCGCAGAGAACUCGCGCUUCGAUGCGGCGCAGUACUCCUUCUUUGGCAAGGCGCCCAUGGAGGGAUCGGAGCUCGGUGGUGUGUUGGAGGAUGGAGGUGUCGACGGCGAUGGCAGCGGAUUUAGUGGACUUGAUGAUGGGGGUUACCAGUUUUCAUCUAUGGGAGAAGAGAUUGAUUGUAUGAGUAACUUGUCUGAAAUUGAUGAUCUUGCAAGCACUUUUGCAAAGUUGAACCGUACUAUUAUUGGAACAAGGAAUCCUGGUGUUAUUGGCGAUAGACGAUCAAUUUCAAGGGAAAGUUCUUUGACAACUGACUGGGUUCAAGAUGUGGACUUCCCCAAUUGGGUAGAUCAGGAUAUACCAGACAGUGAUGAAUUACAGGACAGCAAACAGUGGUGUUCACAAAUGCAGUCUUCACCUCACUUUGGAGAGUCCAAACCACUGUCUCGAACAUCUUCGUAUCCCCAGCCACCAUUACAGCACCGCUUAAGUGAACCUAUUCUUGUCAGAUCUUCUUCGUUUACAUCCUAUCCACCACCAGGUGGUGGUGCUGGGUUACCUUAUCCUGCUAAAGGUCUUACACGACACUCAAGCAUUCCACCACCUGGUGCUGUUCACCAGAUGGGUUCUCCAAGUUCGUCGCUUUCUGGUUCUCCAUAUCACACGACUGGUCUACCUCAUGGACUGCCCUUUGGACGAAGCAUGUCUUACACUGCUGCAGAUCUGUCAAUGAGCAGCAUCCUGCAAAAUGACUGGCCGAACCAAACUGGUCCAGUUGCUUUUGAGCAUCUUAAUCUAUGGCCCAAUUUGUUGCAGCAACAAUUAUCUCUGCCUAGUAGUUCAAUGUCUUCAAUGUUUUUUCCUCAGCAGCAGCAGAGAUUUUUGCCAGUCCAGCAGUCCUUUCAGAAUUACAUGAACUUGCAACCUCACCUAUUAUAUCAGCAUCGUUCUCCAGAUAUAAUGGGCAAGUUUGAUCAUGUUCCUAACGUGCCUUCACCAAGAGACAAGCGAUCUAGGUCAGGAAGAGGAAAACACAGUACACGCUUUUCUCAACAGCCUUCUGAUACAGGUAGCCAGAAUGGUGACAAUGGGGGGGUAAAGUUCAGGUCCAAGUAUAUGUCAUCCGAAGAAAUUGAAACUAUCUUAAGAAUGCAGCACUCAGCACAUCACAGCAGUGAUCCUUACAACGAUGAUUACUAUCACCAAGCUUGUAAAGCCAAAAGAUCUGUCAAUUCUCAGCAUAAGUCCAGUUUCUCCCCUAUGUCAAUAAAAGACGUUCCCUCGAAGUUCCGGUCUGGUGGUGAUCAACAUGCAUAUCUACAGGUUGAUGCUGUUGGAAGAGUUUCAUUCUCUUCCAUACGUAGGCCUCGCCCUCUUCUUGAAGUUGAUUUUCCUGCAUCUGGUGAUCAUAAGUCAUCUAUGAGGCCACUGGAGAAAGAGCCAAUGCUGGCAGCCAGAAUAACUGUUGAAGAUUGUCUUCGUCUUCUUCUGGAUGUAGAUGAUAUUGAUCGAUUCUUACAGUCUAGCCAGCCACAGGACAGCAGUUUCCAACUGAGGCGAAGGCGACAGGUCCUCCUUGAAGGCUUAGCUGCAUCACUUGAGCUUGUUGACCCUUUUGGCCCCAACAAACCUGGCCAUUCGUCAGGAUUGGCCCCUAAGGAUGACCUUAUCUUUCUUCGCAUCGUUUCUCUCCCUAAAGGACGUAACCUUUUGGCACGCUAUCUUCGACUUCUUGUCCCUGGUGGUGAGCUGACCCGGAUCGUCUGCAUGGCUAUUUUUCGACACCUUAGGAGCUUGUUCGGGGGUUUGCCGUCAGACUCUGGUGCUGCAGAAACAACCAUUAGUCUUGCCAAGACUGUUUCCUCUUGUGUGCUCCAUAUGGAACUAAGUGCUCUCAGUGCUUGUUUCGCCGCUGUUGUCUGUUCAUCGCAGCAGCCACCUCUCCGCCCACUUGGUAGCUCUGCUGGCGAUGGGGCUUCUCUAAUCAUCAAAUCUGUACUGGAUAGAGCAACUGAGCUACUGGGUGAUCCUCAUUCUGCAGCCAACUACAGCAGGUCAACACGUUCUCUGUGGCAAGCAUCAUUCGAUGCUUUCUUUGGACUUCUGACAAAGUACUGUGACAGCAAGUAUGAAAGUAUUGUGCAGAGGUUUGCCAUCCAGGGAUCCAACUCUGUGGUAGGACCUGAGGCCUCCAAAGCAGUCAGCAGAGAGAUGCCUGUUGAGCUGCUACGUGCAAGUCUUCCUCAUACUAAUGAACACCAACACCAGACACUGCUAGAUUUUGCCCGGAAAUCUAUGUGUGUAUCCGGUUUCAAUCCUGAUGCUAGCCAUGGACAUAUUUCUUCCGAAUCUGUUCUGGGUCAACACUCGAAAGACCCAAAGGUCAUUGCUUAAAUUAUACGUGCAGUUUGUCUUCAGAUGACAAUUCUUAUAUUUGGAGACAUGCUUGCGCUCUUAUGGUAAGGUUGAGCUUGGAGAAGUUCCAUUGGCUCAAUGAAGUUAGCAUUCAGAAUGUGACCAUGUGUAGGAUCGAGAUUAAAUUUAUAGACCAAAAACCUCCUUUAUGUAGGUCCUUCCAUACAGCACCCCUUGAUGGUUAUAAUAGAUUAUGCAUGUAUCCUGUUGUAACUGUGUAGUGAUGAAAUCUAAUUAACCUUUGUUUUCUCCCAAUGAAAAGGAAAGUAGUGGGUGGAUAGCAACAGCUUUACCACCCUCCCUUCUGCUUGUUUCUUGAGGGGGAUAAAACAUGUCAUCUGGUGACGUUUGCUUUCAGCUGGGACGUGUGCCAGAGGUGCAGGAGUAAUGUGCUUUUCAGGCUCCAGGGAAGGCUCUAUAAGGGCGUUUGCCACAGUAGUUAUUAAUAUUCCAGUGCUCCUGCUUAUAUGGAUUGUAAGCUUCAUGUGAUUACUUUUAAGUCCAGCGAUUGGUGACGCUAUUUGCCGAUCUUGUAAUUCAUUUCUGAGGGCAUUUAUGCGUUCAUUUAUCUCUUUAUU
Molecule: messenger RNA, 3494 nt
Organism: Phragmites australis (common reed)
Lineage: Eukaryota; Viridiplantae; Streptophyta; Magnoliopsida; Poales; Poaceae
Product: protein PAT1 homolog 1-like
Exons: 5
Coding region: 454-2895 (813 amino acids)
Biological process (GO): deadenylation-dependent decapping of nuclear-transcribed mRNA; P-body assembly
Cellular component (GO): P-body
Molecular function (GO): RNA binding
Source: RefSeq, a predicted model, not a curated record